UGUCCUCGUCCUCUCUCUCUCCUGUACUUGUCCUCUGUCUAUCCAGUCUGUGGUAGAGGAUGACAGCAGCGGGGUCCAGUGGAGCGGUCAACGCCGUCUGCACCCAAGACUCCUCCCACUCACCUAAAACAACCUGCCCACAAACCACAUGGCCCUGCCCACUCUGCUUCUCACAGCAACAGAAGGAUGAGCUCGAAGUCAGACUCCGCCUCCGCUCCCCUCCUGGGGCAUGGCUACUAGCGGGCGUUGUCGUGGUGAUGGUGGGAAUGUUUGUGGCCGUGGCCGGGUACGCUAACUCCACUCCUAACCCUGUGGGUGGGCGAGGCAGCUCCCACAGCGAGCGAAUGAAACUGCUCGGCCCUGUCGUGAUGGGCAUCGGCCUGUUCAUCUUCAUCUGUGCUGGAACCCUGCUGUACGAGAACCGGGACCGCGAGAACCGAGAGCGUGAGAACCUUGAGAACCCUGAGGAGCAGGGGAAACGCAAACAGAAGAAAACAAGGGAACGGCGCUGGGAGAACCGUGAUUAUGAGGAUGUGGAACAGGGGAACCAGAGAGAGCCCUCAGACAGACACUCCCCUCUCCCUGAGGAGUGCCUGCCCCCCCUGCCUCCCAGAGUGCCUAGACAGGAGGGGUCAGAGUUGAACGUUCUCUCUGUGGGAGCGCUGAGCUCACUGCUGCCAGGGGAGGGACAGGGGCGUGAAGAGAGAGUCAGAGAGGUGGGGGGUAAAGGGGGCUCAACCCUGCUGACCAGAGUCCUGCACCACCAGGACCCCCCCUCCUCCUGUCCCUCCCCAGCUCCCUCCUCUGUGUACUCUGACUCCUGUAACUCCAGUGAGAUCAACUAUAACGUUCAGACAGGCUCCCCUAUCCACUCUAUUCACCAACUCUGAGGUUCUACUCUUCUCACAUCUGUACAUGCUUUCUAAAGAAAUGCACCACAUAUUUCUCCAUCUCUUUCUGUGGUUUCUAUAGGCUGUAGAUGCAGUGGAGUGUGUUGGGCAUCUCUCUCUACCCCUCUAGGACGGGCAGAGCCAGGGGGAGACAGGGCUAGGUGACGUCAGCUUGUUGUUGUGUAGUAAAGUCUCUCUCAGGGGUGUUUGACUGUAUUUGGGCUUGAGGGAGGAUUCCACUGCAGACAGUGACUGUGGUGCCAUCCUGACUGAUGCACGUACACACAGUAAAUACGGCCAGACAUUCCGCUGUGGAACAGGCUGCUUUGGAGAACUUUGAUUCAUGAUGUCGUUUUAACUGUAACUCAGUUUGAUCUGAUAUUAGUGACUCUGUCAUGGCUGUUCUCCUAUAGGGGUUCUGUUUACACACACCCAAACUUGGCUCAAGAGAUGGACAGAAAUCAUAGCAAUGAAAAGAAAGUUAAUGCCUUCUCAUAGUUGGCUGUUGGCUGUCCACAUGCUUACUCUUUACUUGAGUUAGAUGUUACUGGCCAAUAACUGGUAGAAUCCACGUUGUUCCACUUCAUUUCAACAAAACAUUUGCAAAAAGUCAUCAACGUAAGGCAAUUGCGUCCUUUUCCCACCCAACUUUGAACCUAAAUUCAAUGUCAUUGUGAAUUUGUUUGGCUGAUUGAUUUCACGUUGAAUUCACGUUAGCUGACAACUCAACCAAAUGUGCCCAGUGGGUAGUCUGUUUGCAGUGCAUAUAUAAAGUAUAUCUUUGCAGCAUGUAUGCAGCAAACCUUUGGUCUUUAAGGUACACAAAACCAUUAGGAUGUUAGACUGUGUUUAAUUGAAUAGAGCCCACAGAUGCAGUAAAAGGGGGGAGGAGAGAGAGAUGAAGGGGGGAUUUUAAUUGUCCUGAGUGUUCUCCUCCAGCCUCCAAUUACACUGUGGAACCGACCAAGGGUUUUCUAUUGGUAUUUCAGGACUGCAGAGUAUUUCCUCUGUUGUUCAGACACAUGCUGGGAUAAUGCCAUUAAGAUUAGUGAGGAACGCCAAGACUGCCUUGCCCUGCACGGCCAGACACAUCUACACAACACAAGCACAACACACACAACAGCUUUCACACAUGCUAAACCUCACACACCUCGUAGUGCUUUUGAACCCAUUAACCCCGGUUCACCACCAGUGACACUACCAGGGAUAAACCAGUACUUGGUUUCUCGCUUCUGACUAUGCUAAUACUGGGAAGUGUGUGUUUUUGUUGUUUAAUGCAGCAGCUGAAUUAUGUGGUCAGUCAGUGUUUGAUUGCUGGACUGUAAUCCUGAACAUCAGAUUAAAUUCACAUGUAAUCCCUGCCUGACCCUAACACAUACUCUCACAAUGCUCCACCUAUGGCCUCCCAUAACACACACACACAAACGGGCGCACACGCACACACCCUCUCUGUCCCACACGGAGAUAACCUGUGCAUUGUAUUUCUGCUCUUGCUGUUGCCUAGGUUUGUUUAACUGUCUCAGUCUGUCUCUGUGUUACGCAAUCCCACAAACAGAACAGUUGUUUUAGUCUCCCUCUAAUGUCAGUCAUACAUUUUAUUAGAGUUUAUGCAGGAUCAGUACUGUAGCCCCCCCCUGGUGGGACUGGGAGCACUGUCUCUAAGCUGCUUAACUCCUCGCUGAGUCAGACACGUGUGUUUUACCGAGGAGGGAGACCCUACUGGGGUUACAGGACCAGAGACAGAGGGCUGAAUCCUAACAUCAAUCCUAACAUGCAAAUCACAACUUUGUGCAAAUAUCCCAUUGAUCAGUAGAUAGUCAGGAUCUCAAGUUAGUGUUUCAACCUGGCACCGCAACAACACCUGGGACUCAGAGCAACAACACCUGGGACCCACAGCAACAACACCUGGGACUCACAACAACAACACCUGGGACACCUGGGACCCACAGCAACAACACCUGGGACACAUGGGACCCACAGCAACAACACCUGGGACACAUGGGACCCACAGCAACAACACCUGGGACACCUGGGACCCACAGCAACAACACCUGGGACACCUGGGACCCACAGCAACAACACCUGGGACCCACAGCAACAACACCUGGGACUCACAACAACAACACCUGGGGCACCUGGGACCCACAGCAACAACACCUGGGACUAAGAGCAACAACACCUGGGACACCUGGGACUCACAGCAACAACACCUGCGACAUCUGGGACUCACAGCAACAACACCUGGGACACCUGGGACUCACAGCAACAACACCUGGGACACAUGGGACCCACAGCAACAACACCUGGGACACAUGGGACCCACAGCAUCAACACCUUCACAUAAAGUAGGAUUUCAAUAGCGCCCCCCUUCAUGUGGUGGACCAUUCAGUCAAGUACAGAUGACUAAUGGACAUCUAACCCUCAUUGUUGAUUUAUGACAUAUCAUUAUUCCCUUUGAGGUGUUUAAACAUGUUCAUGAAAUAAUGAAGUGUAACAGGCUUUUUCCAGCGGCCCUGCGAGAUAACCUAAUCCUCUCCAUCUGUUCUUUCUUUUGUAACUUUAAAUCCAUAUUUUUUGCUUUUCGUAGUGUAUUUUUGUAAUUACAGGGCUCAUCUGUAAAAUAAACCUUGGUCUCAGCAUGACUCCCUGUCAAAAUAAAGGUUAAAUCAAAUAAG
This is a messenger RNA of Salvelinus fontinalis (brook trout), 3565 nucleotides long. RefSeq lists its product as uncharacterized. The record is from RefSeq and is a predicted model, not a curated record. Bases 60 to 890 code for a protein of 276 amino acids. Lineage: Eukaryota; Metazoa; Chordata; Actinopteri; Salmoniformes; Salmonidae. The transcript has a single exon.